AUGGUAGGUCACCUACAGCUGCAAGGGAUGGACGAGAGCCUGAAGGAGAAGAGCCGGGAAGGCUUGUUGGACAGCCCGGACUCGGGGCUGCCCCCCAGCCCCAGUCCCCCUUUCUACUCCCUGUCGCCCGGCGAGGGCCGGGCCGGGGGCGGCAGCGGCGCGGACCCCCCGGCCCCGGGGCACCGUCGAGACGCCAAGGACGGCAAAGGGAUGCCUUACCUGCUCCUGAACCCAUCCACACCAGAGAUAAGGCCUCGAAUGUACCCUGUGUUUUUUGGAGAAAGCAUUGAGGUCAGCCCUGAGCCUGUGCAGGAAAUCAGGUGCAACUCCGAGGUGAAGUACGACUCCGAGAAGCAUUAUCGGGAUGACAUCUUCUACAGCCCCAUCCCCACCGUCACCACCUACAGCGAGACGGUCAUUGCUGCUCCCAACUGCACCUGGCGGAACUACAAGUCCCAGCUGAUCUUUGAGCCCCGCCAGAAGCCACUGAGGUUUCAGAGCACGACCAUCAUCUUUCCUAAGCGUGCCAAGAACAUUUACAGGACCACCCUCAACUACAGCCUGGGCUGUGCCAGGCGCUGGUUUGCGUCCAGCGUGCAGCUGCAGCUCUGCCAGGACACCAGCCCCGGCGGCACCUACAGCGAGACCCUCUGA
Messenger RNA from Chaetura pelagica (chimney swift), 654 nucleotides. Its product is annotated as protein FAM101A. Gene Ontology annotation, cellular component: actin filament bundle. The coding region runs from base 1 to 654 and encodes 217 amino acids. The transcript is spliced from 3 exons. Gene Ontology annotation, biological process: negative regulation of chondrocyte development; actin filament bundle organization; negative regulation of bone mineralization involved in bone maturation. Gene Ontology annotation, molecular function: filamin binding. The record is from RefSeq and is a predicted model, not a curated record. NCBI's taxonomy places the organism in Eukaryota, Metazoa, Chordata, Aves, Apodiformes, Apodidae.